CGUAACGUUUACUACUUAUCUUGGUUGUUCCUUCCACUUAUGGCUCUCACAAUUUCAAAGCUCUUCACUUUCAACCAUUUCCAAGGCUGAAUAAUCCAAGCUUGUAGAAUUCAGUUUCAAAGGUAGUGCUGUUUAUUUGUUGCUGAGGAGAAGAGAGGUAAAGACAUUGGCUAUGACUACUAGGUUUCCUGGAAUUGACAAUGAAUUGCAGAAGAUUUUGGAUGCUAAUAUGGAUCAUGUUUCUGCUAGAAGACAAGCUCGUCAUGCCUUUAAGGAUAUUCAGCUUGGGAUUGAUCACAUACUCUUUAAGGCACCAUGUGAUGGACUAAAAAUCAAGGAGUCAUACGAGGUGAACUCAAGAGGCGUAGAAAUCUUCUACAAGAGUUGGCUUCCUGGAGCUGCCAGACCAAGAGCAGCUGUGUUUUACUGUCAUGGUUAUGGAGACACGUGCACCUUUUUCUUUGAAGGAAUAGCUAGAAAAUUGGCAUGUGCUGGAUAUGGAGUUUUUGCUAUGGAUUAUCCAGGAUUUGGUCUUUCAGAAGGUCUUCAUUGCUAUAUUCCUAGUUUUGAUUCACUGGUUGAUGAUGUAAUCGAGAUUUACUCCAAAAUCAAAGCAGAAAAUCCAGAAAUUCAUUCUCUUCCAAGCUUCCUCUUUGGACAAUCCAUGGGUGGAGCUGUUGCUUUAAAGAUGCACCUUAAACAACCAAAGGCAUGGGACGGAGCCAUUCUUGUUGCACCUAUGUGUAAAAUUGCAGAUGAUAUGGUUCCUCCAAUGUUGCUAAAACAGAUUCUUAUUGGCAUAGCUAAUAUUCUACCAAAGCAAAAGUUAGUUCCACAGAAGAAUUUAGCAGAGGCAGCAUUUAGAGAUCUGAAGAAGAGAGAAAUGACAGCCUAUAAUGUUAUUGCUUACAAAGAUAAACCACGGCUGUGGACUGCGGUCGAAAUGCUUAGAACUACUCAAGAAAUCGAACAGAGAUUGAAAGAUGUGUGUUUGCCAUUGCUAAUCCUUCAUGGCGAGGCUGAUAUUGUGACUGAUCCUUCAGUGAGUAAAGAAUUUUAUGAGAAAGCUAGCAGCUCAGACAAGAAGCUUAAACUUUACAAAGAUGCUUAUCAUUCUCUUCUUGAGGGUGAACCUGAUGAAAUGAUAAUCCAAGUUUUUAGUGAUAUCAUUUUAUGGCUUGAUGAUCACACCUUGAAACAUUCUUCUUCUUCCACAUCUAAAUAAUUUAUGUUCUGUGUUUCCUACAAAUAUUAAGAUUGUUCUUGAGAUGGAGAAUUGUUUGUAUAGAUUUUUUUUUUAUUUUAAAAAAUAAAAUAAAAUUUCCGA
Messenger RNA from Trifolium pratense (red clover), 1327 nucleotides. Its product is annotated as caffeoylshikimate esterase-like. The transcript is spliced from 9 exons. Gene Ontology annotation, molecular function: lipase activity. NCBI's taxonomy places the organism in Eukaryota, Viridiplantae, Streptophyta, Magnoliopsida, Fabales, Fabaceae. Gene Ontology annotation, cellular component: membrane. The record is from RefSeq and is a predicted model, not a curated record. The coding region runs from base 173 to 1225 and encodes 350 amino acids.